Messenger RNA from Ciona intestinalis (vase tunicate), 1636 nucleotides. Lineage: Eukaryota; Metazoa; Chordata; Ascidiacea; Phlebobranchia; Cionidae. The record is from RefSeq and is a predicted model, not a curated record.
GACGUCCAAACUUUGAAGAAGCGAACGGGUUUGAUGUUUUUGUGGAAUUUCAUCGAAAAUUUACGAAAUAUUUAGAAGUAACGUAGGAGGAGAUAUAAAAUACUGUAUAUAUACUGUUGUAUUAUAAAUAUGAGCUUUAUUUACGUUUAAAUUUGUGGAAAAUGCGUGUUUAGUUUACAAAAGAAUGUAUUUAUUUUCGAAUAACGUUUAGAAAUGAAAAACAAAAUAUUAGAACGUUUUGCAAAAGUCAGAAUCAUAUUGUAAUGAAUGUAUAAGUAAUAAAUAUAGUUAUGUUAGCAAUCGUCGUUUUUCAUGCGUAUUUUCCUUUAUUUUAACCAAUAAGUGUUUUAAACUUUAAAUUGAUAACAUGUCACAUGAAGUGUCGUUUUACCAUAAUCCCCGUUUUUUUCGUUAUUCUUGCAUAUUAUCCCGACCUAUCUUAUUGUAACUAAAGUGACAAAAGGUGUGAAAAAAAUUAAAAACUUUAAUCCUCAUAAAAGUCGAACUUUUUAACUUGGCUUGUAACCAGAGAAUGUUAGGUUAAACCCGUAUCCACCACCAUUUAACAAUCUUGUAUAAAUUGCCCAUCCAAUUUACAUUAGUAAUCAGAACUGAAGAAUAUGACUUCACACAAAAACUUAUAGUCAGCAGAAUAAUAUUAUAUUAUUGUAUUUGUUCCCCUUUACUUGUUGUUAGUUGUUGCUAUCUGUUUUCGUUUUUAAAAGUCUAAAUUACUCACAUUAACAUUAUACAAAUUUAAAUUGUUGGACUUUUUGCAUGUUAUAUACUUUCUAGCACUUAAUCCUUGAUUAUUAUGUCCUUGUUUUUCGCAGUAGUAAACAGAAUAGAAAUGGCAACUUUGCAAAAUGGGUCUUCCCCCGUUGUUAAAAAGCGAGGCCGCCCGCCGAAGAUUAAACCUGAAAGUGGAGCGACUCCGUCCAAACAAACAAAAAUUACCGACAACAUGAAAAAAACAAAGAGAACUGUGGAUAGAUUCAAAGGAGUCACAAAGGAAGAAUUAAUGACGAGGUUGCUACCAGAUCGAAUAAAACAUGGACUCGAUAUUUUAAUUAUUGGGAUCAACCCUGGUCUGUUUGCCGCCUACAAGGGACAUCACUACGCUGGUCCAGGAAACCAUUUUUGGAAAUGUAUCAACUUAUCUGGUAUGGUUGGGAAACCUGUCACAUCCGAUAAUGAUGUUGAGUUAAUGGAAUAUGGGAUUGGGUUUUCCACCAUUGUACAACGUACUACACCUUCAGCUAAAGACUUGACAAGCAAAGAGAUCCGAGAAGGAGGGAAAGAAUUAAUCGAGAAAAUUAAAAUUUACCAGCCCAAGAUAGCUGUGUUUAAUGGAAAAGGUAUUUAUGAAAUAUUUAGCAAAGAAAUGUUCGGAAAAAAGAAAAAAGAUUUUCUUUUCGGGCGACAAGCUGAACGGAUACCAGGAACUAACACGCAUAUAUUUGUGAUGCCGUCUUCAAGUGCCAGGUGCGCCCAAUUCCCACGCGCACAGGAUAAGGUCCAUUACUACAUACAAAUCAAACGGUUACGAGAUGAAAUAAAUGGUGUUCAACUCAACACAGAUGUAGUGGAAACCACAUAUACCUUCGAUCUCAAAAAAGCAACAGGAUUCCCAUAG